Messenger RNA from Rubroshorea leprosula, 2120 nucleotides. NCBI's taxonomy places the organism in Eukaryota, Viridiplantae, Streptophyta, Magnoliopsida, Malvales, Dipterocarpaceae. The record is from the annotation of a GenBank genome assembly.
AUGAUUGUUUGGUCGACAUACCUAAUGGCUGAUUGGGUAGCCACAGUUGCCUUAAGCACCCUUCUCAAGGCGGAAAAGAAAGAUCUGAAUUGUGUCCUGGUUUUGUUUUGGAUGCCAUUCCUGUUGUUGCACCUCGGUGGCCCGGAUACCAUUAGUGCCUACUCCUUAGCAGACAACGACCUCUGGUUACGGUAUUUGCUUGGCCUCAUCAUCCAGGUUGGAGUGGCUGUUUUUGUUUUCAUUAGGUUUGGAACCAAUUGCACUCUCCCUCAUUCUCAUGGAACCAAUUGCAAUACUCACACUUAUACUCAUGGAACCAAUUGCAAUACUCACACUUAUACUUAUCUGGCCAUUCCUAUAUUCGUUACCGGAGUUGUCAAGUAUGUAGAAAGGAUUUGGAUUCUCAGGGCCGCAAGUAGGAAGCAACUUACCAAUUCCAUUUUUCCCACUGCAGAUCAAGCAUCAGGUCAGACUACGGGUCAAUCAACUCCUAGUGAUCUGAAAACACUGGAGGAGUAUUUAUGUAGCAAAAAUGCUGUUGAAGAAGGCAGAUUUAUUUACAAAGCAUUUUGCAUGUUUAAGAUGUCCAUACCACUCUUUCAAGACCUCAAGCUCAAAAUUCCCAAAGAUUUGAGUAAAAUCUUCAUACUAUCCACCGAAUCUGCGGAUGAUGCCUUCAGAGUGGUAGAGGUUGAACUGGGAUUCUUGUAUGAUGUGCUUUACACCAAGAAAACUUCAGGGCCACAACCUAUGGUGGGUAUAAUCCUUCAUAUCAUCUGCUUCUUAUCAAUGUUUACAACACUAAUUGUCUUCUCGAUCGUAGUUGGUAAGAGUAUCCACCCGAAAGUUGACACAGCCAUAACCUACUUGCUGUUUAUUGGAGCAAUCUUACUCAACAUUUACUCGACCAUCUCAAAAGCUUGCUCCAACUGGUCAAUGUUCUGGUUAACCAUUCACGGCGACUGGUUGUCUAAGUUUCUUGGCAAAGGUAUUGUUUCCUGGUACCUACAAAUGAAUCUGGCAAGGAAGAAGCAAGGAAUAGCAUACAUGGCCCAAUACAGUUUGAUGAGCAAUUGUCUCCAGACCAAGGGAUCCAAAUGGAGGAAGAUUGUGAGAAUUUUUGACACUGAAGACAUUUUAGGGAAGCUUGUGCUGACUACUUGGAAAAAAGUGGAGCAUGAUGUGAGGAACUUCAUCUACCUUCAUCUUGUAAGGAAACGAAGCAAAUAUCGUCAUGGCGGGUUUCAAUAUAAGGAUCUCUCAAAUUUAUUGAGCAAGAAAGGAGAUGGAGUGCUUCAAAUGCAUAACCUCUUGGAUAAAUUUUGUUGGAGCAUCAUUGGAUUAGAAUUUGAGCACUGCCUACUUAUAUGGCAUAUAGCUACAGAUGUUCUCUUUUACACUGAUCUUAGAAGAUAUUCUGCUGCAGAGCUUGGUUCACAUUGCACAAUUAGCAAGCAUUUAUCUGAUUAUAUGAUGUACCUCCUCUUGGUGCGUCCGAAUAUGCUUCCUAAAGGGAUCGGCGAACUGAGGAUCAAAGAAACUCAAAAUGAGGUGAUGUGUUUUGAAAAUAUUGUAUCAUUAAGUAGAAGUGAAGUCGCAAAUUAUUUGCUUGAUCGCGACUUUACAUUAGAAAUUUCGUCGCCUCAGAGUCCUUACAAGUCCAAAUCAGUGAUAGCUGAAGGGUGUCAGUUGGCGGCGACGUUGCGCUCAUUGGUUGAGGAGUCGCUGUGGGAUCACAGUGAAAAAUGGGAGUUCAUAGCUGAUGUGUGGAUGGAGAUAAUGGCAUUUGCUGCUAGCAGAUGUGAAUGGAGAGAGCAUAAAACACAGCUCAGGCAUGGUGGGGAAUUGCUCACUCACGUAGCCCUCCUCAUGGCGCAUUUUGGCUUGACUGAACGUGUCGAAAUAAGGGACUUGACUGAAGAAGAAAAAUCCAAGUUACAUCAAUUUGAUACUACCCGUCUUGGCUGGGAUUGGAAUCGAUUUUCUCACUUGCCUUAUUACUUAGCAUAAAUUCUUAAUUUGUCAGGGAUACAAUAAGUUACCGUGAAGUUUGUGGAUAUGCUUUGAACAUGUGAUUGUGUGAACAUUGGUACUCUCCUUAAUAAAGUUGUUUGUGUCGA